Molecule: messenger RNA, 4552 nt
Organism: Pyrgilauda ruficollis (rufous-necked snowfinch)
Lineage: Eukaryota; Metazoa; Chordata; Aves; Passeriformes; Passeridae
Gene: DIPK1A
Product: divergent protein kinase domain 1A
Exons: 5
Coding region: 293-1579 (428 amino acids)
Source: RefSeq, a predicted model, not a curated record
GACUGGGACAGCCCCAGGGGCUCGGGGCGGGCGGGGCUCGCCUCGCCGCCUCAGCCCCGCCUCGCUCCCUCGCGGCUGCCGCGUUCGCACCUUCAGGCAGCGGCGUGAGCGGUGGCUGAGGCGGCAGCCGCUCGCCCUGCCCGCUGACAGCCGCCGUCGGCCGCCGGUGCCCGAAGCAGCUCUUCCCCGCUGAGCCGAGCGGAGCCGGCGGCGCGGCUGCGGCGGCAGGCGGGGGAGCGCUCCUCACCGCUCCGCCUCCGACCGCCGCCCGCUGCGGGGAUGUGUGAUUGCCAUGGCGAGGCGGCUCUUCCCGGGGGCCUGGCUGAGGAAGCCGCACUCCGCGCAGGUCCGUCUGUCGUACGUGCGGAUCAAGUAUCUCUUCAUCUCCUGGUUGGUCGUGUUUGUUGGCAGCUGGAUUAUGUAUGUUCAGUACUCCACCUACACAGAACUCUGCAGAGGCCAUGACUGUAGGAAAAUAAUAUGUGAUAAAUACAAGACUGGUGUUAUUGAUGGAUCAGCAUGUAGUAGUCUUUGUGCUAAAGAAACAUUGUAUUUUGGAAAAUGUUUGUCAACAAAGCCCAAUAACCAGAUCUAUUUAGGAAUCUGGGGAAAUCUGCAAAGUGUUAUAAAAUGCCAGAUGGAAGAAGCUGCUCAACUUGAUUUUGGUACUGACCCAGAACCAAGGAAGGAAAUAGUCCUAUUUGAUAAACCAACAAGAGGAACCACUGUUGAGAAAUUCAAAGAAAUGGUAUAUAGUCUUUUUAAAGCAAAACUGGGUGAACAAGGGAAUCUUUCAGAACUGGUUAAUCUCAUCCUGUCUUUUGCUGAUGGAAACAAAGAUGGAAGGGUCUCUUUGCCAGAGGCAAAAUCUGCAUGGGCACUCCUGCAGCUAGAAGAGUUUCUGUUAAUGGUGAUCUUGCAGGAUAAAGAACAUACUCCCAAGCUGAUGGGUUUUUGUGGGGAUCUCUAUGUGACCGAAAGAGUUGAAUAUACCUCUCUCUAUGGAAUCAGCCUUCCAUGGAUUAUAGAACUUCUCAUUCCCUCUGGCUUCAGAAGAACCAUGGACCAGUGGUUCACGCCAUCAUGGCCAAGAAAGGCAAAAAUAGCUAUAGGGCUUUUAGAAUUUGUGGAAGAUAUUUUCCACGGACCUUAUGGAAACUUUCUUAUGUGUGAUACAAGUGCCAAAAACUUGGGAUAUAACGAAAAAUAUGAUUUGAAAAUGAUGGACAUGAGAAAAAUAGUGCCAGAAAUUAAUUUGAAGGAAAUAAUUAAAGAUCGUCAGUGCGACUCAGAUUUGGACUGCAUUUAUGGUACAGACUGUAGAACAUUAUGUGACCAAAGCAAAAUGAGAUGUACCACUGAAGUAAUUCAGCCAAACUUAGCAAAAGCUUGUCAGCUCCUUAAAGACUAUCUGCUUCGUGGUGCUCCUUCUGAUAUCCAUGAAGAACUAGAGAAACAGCUGUACUUGUGCAUUGCCCUUAAAGUCACAGCAAAUCAGAUGGAAAUGGAGCAUUCUUUAAUACUCAAUAACUUAAAAACUUUACUGUGGAAGAAAAUUUCUCAUACAAAUGAUUCAUAGUUCUCCACCAGCAGAAGAGAAUACUGAUGCCUGCCACUAGAGGUGGCCUAAGACAUUUAAUAAAAAUAAUCUGCACCUUUUUAAAAAGAUAUUUCUUUACUCAGAUUUUAUUAAUGGUUCUUUCAGUCCUGCCCUUCAGUCAGUAACUCGGGACAGGGCUUCUCAAAGAAUGAACAUGCCACUGAAUGACCCGGCAGAGGCCAGAAGUCCUUCUGGUGUUCAAUGCUGUGUUACAGAAACAAGAACUCUGCAUGCUUGACUGUUCUGUGCACUUUGUCAGAUCUUGAACAGGAUGAAAGUGUUCACUGUGCCACAUCAGCUGAGGGUACAUUCUCCAUUUUUGUGAAAAACAUUGCUCACUUGUGAAAUACCUGCAGUGGAUUUUUUCCUAAGUAGUUUUGUGAAGAAUCACCACUACUGCAAGUAAUGUGUCCAAGUCCAAGCUGCUGUUAUGAAUAAACUGAACUGUGAGAUUGAAGUUUACUAAUACCUUAGCAUGGCAGAAUUUGCACAUUAAAUAAUUUUCAACUGUGGGAAAUCAGAAUUUUAUUCUAGAAUGGCUAGAUUGUAGUAUGAGACAAAUCAGAUUCUGUUUACACAUUGUUACCUCAUGUCUUGGUUUAAGUAGUUCAGCAUAUUUAAUUAAGUCAUUGUACGGUGAGCCCUGUGGGAGCCAACCAUUUUAGAGUAUUACUUCUUGAAGUCAUCUAUAUGGUUUAGCAGCAAUACCAGCAUCUGUUUCAAAACUUCAGUGAAAACCUUUAACCCAAAUUAAGCUGUAGCAAACAGUGAAAAGCAAGGACUUUGUGGACUAAGCUAUAGUAUGGAAACUGAAUUUUUAAAAAUACUGAAUAGCAAAUGUGUCCAACCAGUUAAAAAAAAAAAAAAGUUUGCAUAGUGCAGGAAUCUACUGUAUGACAUGAGAAACAACUAAUAGUUGUGGAUAGUCUUGUCUCUUAACUGUCCCUCCACAUUUAGCUACAGACCUGUACUUCAAUCUUCUUAAUUACUGCAGGAAAUAUAUAAACAAGAGCUAGACCUGAAUUUUAGGACAGAAGCUGGAUUGUUCAGGAUCGUGCAAUACUGCUUAAAUGCGAGCCUGUGAGAUAUUUUCCAGCUCAUUCCUAGCUGUUACUAAGUGAGCUGCAGUGUGAUACUAUUGUUUUUUUCUAGUAGCAUCUAUGAGUCACUGUUAAGACUCAAGUCAUGAGUAAAUAAACAUCACCUGAUCCUGGCACUCCACAAAGCAUGACCACUCUACCACCUUUAAUCUUCACCCUUGUAUUUUUCAGAUUUACAUCUGUGUUCAUAAUUAUGCAGAAUUGGAUGUCCAUAAUACACCUGAAUACAUGCUCAAUACUUACCUGCUGAAUGUUUAAUUUAUAAAUGCUUUAGGUAUGAAGUUGUUCAAUCUUUAUGAUUUUAAUGGCAGUCAUCUGUAUACUUCUGAAUCCUGGCCCCUUAAUUCAUGUUCAGCAGAGUUAAGAACAAGUUUUAAGUAUUUGAAAGGUUAACUGCUCUAGGUAUCCUGUCUUAAAUGCAUUCCUAGAAUGAUGACACUGGCGUACAGGACCACAAUAAAGUAAUUUCUCCAUACCAGAUGUAAUAAUAUGCAGCUUGGGUUAAGAUUGUUUUGUGAACAUCAGCCUUUCAGUUUAAGAAAUACUAUGCUCAUGCUAAUUAUUGUCUUGAACUUGCUAAUGUGCUCCAGCUAUGAACUAAAAAGUAUUUGUAUUUGUAACCAGCAAUGCACUAAAAGUGUAAAGUGGUCACGUUCUUGUGAAAAAAUCUGACAGUGACUGCUGUUUGGGCAGAGAUUACUUAAAAUACCCAAGGUCAUUGGGUAUCUUAUCUGGAGAAUAUGUUUAAUAGUGCAGUUUGUUGUACACAAUCUUAAUUUUUAUUACUGUUGCAUAAAGUUGAAGCUUUCAUUGGGAAAAAAUAUACACUUUUGUUUACAAUAAAUCACAGGCCUCUUUUUUUUCAAUAGCAGUAUUUACACCAACUACCAGUAUCUUAGAGCAAAACAUUCCUACAUGUAGCCUACUUUACCGGUGUUUAAACUGUGCAAACAGUUUUUCUAAGUCUGGUGGAAACCUACUGGCACACAGAAGUGCCUGUGAAGCAGAUGAGGGAAAGGACCAGGGCAGGACAAGGCUGGUGAGGAACACUUCUCUUCCAGGUGGCUCAGCCUGCAGGCUGCAGAGAGAAACACAGACUGGGCUCUGGGAGGGAGCCACCCUUUAGGAGAAGAUGAAAGCUGGUGCUUGGUGAGGGGGAUGGAGACGGAGAGGGGAGGCAGGGGAAGAGUGAGAAAGUGCAGACUGGCAACAGGGGAAGAGGAGGGAGUGUGAGGGUAUAAAAGCCAUGGGAUGCUCCUCAGAGGAACCAUCUCCAGUUGUUCCUGCACCAGGAAUAAACUACCUUGUGGAACCAGAUGUUCUGGGCUCUACUAAGGGAACCCUAGGGGUGAACUGGAAGGGAACAUGGUCUGGUGAGUGUGUGGGGAGUCAAGGGGAAAGGCCCUGGUGUGUAACUACCAGGGAGUCUCAUUAAUGUUUCCUUAACAUGGCCUCUGUACCUACCCCCGUAUAUGCAACUUAAAGUGAAUUCUCUUAUCAAGUUAAUAAUGUGAAAUACUCUGUUCAAGACAGUACCUGUUUCAGUAGCAGCCAAAGCUUGGAGGUGAUAAGUGCCUGAAAGCCUGAGGUUAUCUUUGGGCAGAGGCUUUAGAACCUAUUGUGACUGCUCUUGGUUUUUUCCAAAGCUACAUCCAGACUCCCCCCAGACAUGAAGUAUGCUGAAAGAAUUGUGAAAUACAGGUACAGCCUUUAAAAAAAAAAAUUAAAUCUUUCUCUAGUUAGAAGCAGCAAACUCUUAUACUUAGUCCUUGAUACUAACCAUGCUAAAAAUUAAUCAAAUUUACUUCCUCCUUCUUAUAGAAGUAAUUCUGAUGCAGCAGCCUUGGUCUUU